UAUGAUUAUACCUACUGUAUAUCGAACAAAACUAAACAAACAUAUUACAAUUAUUACUUACUGUGCAAAUUGUUCUUUCUACAUAAUGGGUCCACGAUAAAUCCACAUAUAAAAAUUACUGCAGUCUAUCGUAACUAAGAAAACAUCUUUGGCGCCAUCUGUAAUACUAGAGCGGAGUUUAAUGGACGUUUUCAAGAAAUGAAUACUUGCGCCGUCUAUGUCACGUGACUAAAUUAGAAGUAGAGAUUAUUAUGGAACUAAACAUAGGAAGGAUAACAUCGAAUUAGAGAAAUCAAACACAAUUAGUCAUUAAAUGGCCACCUUAUUUUCAACGAGUUCAAAUUUAUGGGAUCGAUUCGAAUCGAUGGAGUCUCGAUUGGGACGAUUCGAAAGUAGACCGUUCAAUGGUGGACAACAGCAACAACGACCGUCGUCGAGUAAAUUUAAAGGUGAAAAAAAUUUCAUUGAAAAAUCGAUAAAUUACGAACGGUCUAAUAAUAGUCAAGCCGAUAAGAAAAUUUUGUCGACGAGGAAGAGGAAUGUGAAUUAUUAUAUUUCGAAUGAAGAACCAUCGUCCUCGUCACCGAUGAUCUCUACAAAAAGUCUUAGGAAUGUUUCGAACAACAAGGACAAUUCUUUCAAAGUAAAGACGUCGGCCUUACUCUAUGAGAUAACAGAACGUAUAAAUCGAUUGGCACAACCGCGCAUACGAACGAACGUAUUGGAUCCAACAGAAAAUCGUACAAAUUUGAAUAAAAAAAUUCCAAAGGCAACGCCAAGAAUUCUCGAACUUUCGAAACCAAAAACAAUUUACGUGCCACCAUCUAAAUUACUUCAUUACGUCGCACCGGCUGCUUUAUUGGCAAUUCGUUAGUAAACGCACGCACAUAUAUGAAUAUCUAUAUAAUAAUUAAAAUAAUUUUUUUAUCAUUUUUUUUUCUUUCUCCACCCACUCACCCACUCCUCUACUUCCUACACACAGACACACACACGUAUAUAU
Messenger RNA from Vespa mandarinia (Asian giant hornet), 1000 nucleotides. RefSeq lists its product as uncharacterized. Lineage: Eukaryota; Metazoa; Arthropoda; Insecta; Hymenoptera; Vespidae. The record is from RefSeq and is a predicted model, not a curated record.